AUGAGGUGGAUGUUUAGAUUCAUCGGGUACGAGUACACUUUUAAAUAUAAACCAGGCAAACUGAACAAGAAUGCUGAUGCCUUAUCGAGAAAUCCUCCAGAAAUGACCGAAAAGGAAAUAAAUGAAAAUCUGCCAAAAAUAAAGGUCAUGAUUAUAGAUGAAAAGACAAAGCAGAACGAGAAUAAAACCAAAAGUAAUGCUUCAACAGAUAGAACAACCUUCCGAAACAGAGCUCACUCAGCAUCUGAAAGAACUACGGCACCAAGAGAAAGAGGGAGACCAGUAGGAGCGAAAACAAACAAGAAUGCACCAAAAUUGGAUCACAACGUGAUUGCGCAAAGGACGCGAGGAGAACAGCAAAGGUCAUGGCUAUCAUCCACAGCAUUAGCAGGGAGUGAAACCGAAAGACUAUCACUGCCCGACCCAAGGUACAGUGGAUUAAGAAUUGAUAAUUACCAAUCAGAAGACUCCGACUCAGAUGGAGACACCUCAUCGACUGACAGUCAAAAUAGGACAAUCAGUAAUAUCGAAGUGCUAGUGAGUGCAGAAGAACCUUCAAACACAGAAGCAAAGACCGAUGAUGACUCCGUAAGAGAAAGUUCCAUAAGGACCACUUUAAGCAAGGAAGAAGUGGAAGAAGCAAGCAAGAAGUUUGAGGAAAGUCUAAAGAGAUAUCAAGAAAAGAGCAUAAUGCCAGAGAAGGACGAAGUGGAUUCAGAACACGACUCGGUUACCGAUUUACCAUUGUGUCUCUCAGAAGGAGAAGAAAUCACUGAACAAUGCGUUUUAGAAUGCACGAACUCAACCCGCAUUAUGGUACUGAACAUAUGGACCAAGUCCUAG
Molecule: messenger RNA, 843 nt
Organism: Nasonia vitripennis (jewel wasp)
Lineage: Eukaryota; Metazoa; Arthropoda; Insecta; Hymenoptera; Pteromalidae
Exons: 2
Coding region: 1-843 (280 amino acids)
Source: RefSeq, a predicted model, not a curated record